Messenger RNA from Xylaria bambusicola, 1335 nucleotides. RefSeq names its product alpha/beta hydrolase. The transcript is spliced from 2 exons. NCBI's taxonomy places the organism in Eukaryota, Fungi, Ascomycota, Sordariomycetes, Xylariales, Xylariaceae. The coding region runs from base 147 to 1175 and encodes 342 amino acids. The record is from RefSeq and is a predicted model, not a curated record.
GGCUCCCCAAUAAGCCUUUUCCUGAUGAGUAUUAGGUCCCGCUUAUACAAGACAAACGAAGCCGAGGCCAAGCGAAAGCCAGUAUCUCAAACACCACCACCAUUCUUGGUUCGUCUACAGCUCUCAUAUCUUCGGUCUGUGUCAAGAUGAAGCUUAUUACCACGGCGAUAGUAGUCGCCACCUGUGUUCUGGUCCCAUUUCAGGUGUUCGCCCAGGCCAUCGGAACAAUCACAAAUGCACCCCAAGAUGGCGAUCUCAAUGGCUCCAAUUUCACAUACCCAUGGCCUGUGAAGCUGUUUCAAUUCUCCUCGCAGCUACAGAAAGUUGAGAUGGCGUUCAUGGAUGUCGACCCGACCGGCGAACCUAAUGGAAGAGUGGCCGUAUGCUUACACGGCAAGAACUUCUGUGCACCGACAUGGGAGUCCACCGCGCGUGUCCUCGCCGAGCAGGGAUACCGAAUUAUUUUGAUUGAUCAGAUUGGCUUCUGCAAGUCUGCAAAACCCAACUCUUACCAAUAUACACUACAACAGCUGUCAUACAAUACGAACAGUCUACUGCACGCGCUGGGAAUCGGGAACAUUACGUUGAUCGGGCAUUCUCUGGGUGGCAUGACGAGUAUCCGGUACGGCCUGAUGUACCCCGAGACCAUCAACGAACUCGUGCUCGUCAAUCCAAUCGGACUGGAAGACUGGAAAGCCCUCGGUGUGCCGUACCGGGACAUCGAGACGCUGUAUGCCUCCGAGGUCGUGAGUAAUUACACGACGAUCCGAGCGUACCAGCAAGCGACCUACUACGUAAAUACUUGGGACGCAUCUUACGACGUGUGGGUUAACAUGCUCGCCAAUAUCUAUGCCGGGACCGAGGCUCCCGCCUUUGCGUUCGAUCAGGCCCUCACUACGGAUAUGGCGCUCAGCGCUCCCGUCGUGUACGAGUUCGGGUCGCUCAAACCGCGCACGCUGCUGAUGAUCGGGGACAAGGAUAAUACUGCGUUGGGGAAGCAAUGGAGCCCGCCCGAGGUGCAGGAAAAGCUGGGCCACUAUGAUGUGUUAGGGAAGCAGGCGGCAGCGGCGAUACCAAACGCGGAUCUCGUUGAAUUUCCAGACCUGGGACAUGCCCCGCAGAUACAAGAUCCUGAUAGAUUCCACGCAAAGUUGCUGGGGUGGUUAUCGAUGUGAGCCUGGGCGCAUGGCUUCGCACGGCGUGGAACGGUAAUAUUUGUUCUUCUAGAGACCUUAGACCGAGGAGCUAUGGAUCUAGAUGGAUAUAACAAGGGCAGGAUAACUGGGCUUGGAACUGGGGAUUCUGAUUACAAUGAUCAACUAGGGCUGCAUAAGU